AUGUACGCCUCCCGCGUCUCGGCUCGGCAACUCUUUCGUCGCUCGGCUCCCUCAGACUCUCUCAUUGCGACAAUCAUAGUGGUCUCGGUACUCUCAACACUCCUGGUUGCCAGUAUGAUCCUCCUCCUGUCCCGGAUGUGGAAGAAAAUCAUCAGUCGGAGGAGCGAUGCGGCACCCCUCCAAGGAUCUCAAAAUCAAGGCGCGGGUCUUGGGUGCAAACCGAGUGACUGGGCCAGGAAGGACAGCAACGUGCUCUGGUCGAUGUACAUCACGGAGGACGACCUCAAAGCCCAGUUCGCCGUGUCACCGAAAUCAAGGCUCUUCUCUAUAGGGUCUGUCUCCACCAUCGAUCACGCCAAAUGCCCUCUCGACAGACGUCAGUCGCACGCCCACCCAUCAGCUUACCACAGUACCAUCGAGGAUAGAUUCUCGCAAGCAAGCGACACCGCUGCUGACUUGCGCAACCGAACGCCAUACGAGCACCAGACGACGCCGACGAAGAAUACCCCGCGUGCCCGAGCAAUGUCCCAGCCUUCCAAGCACAAGUAUACCAGCUUCUUUGAGGCGAUAGCCAAUCGGAAGCAGAGCCUGCCUCUCUCUUUGAUGGUCGAGGCAGUCAAUGAGGGUUACGGUGACUAUUCUGGGCCAUGA
This is a messenger RNA of Cladophialophora carrionii CBS 160.54, 651 nucleotides long. RefSeq lists its product as uncharacterized. Lineage: Eukaryota; Fungi; Ascomycota; Eurotiomycetes; Chaetothyriales; Herpotrichiellaceae. The transcript has a single exon. The coding region runs from base 1 to 651 and encodes 216 amino acids. The record is from RefSeq and is a predicted model, not a curated record.